AUGUGGUUGGAGAUCUGUAGGAACGGAUCCUAUCCCAGGGCCAUUGAUGAGGACACCAUCCAUCAACCUGUGACUACAAUUCUGAAGAUCUCCGUUCGUCACCGAGACCAAGAUAUUAAGAUCAGUGUUGGGUCUGUGGCCAAAACCAUUCAUGGCUAUCUGCACAUGCAAAAGUCUGCCCGAUGGGUUUCCAAUAUUCUCAAGCCUUUCCAGAAACAGGAACGAGUCCAAGGUUCUUUUAGCCAUGUACCAAGAAAACCAGAACUAAUACAGGAUGAAACUUGGGUCCAUCACUAUGAUCCAGAGAGAAUUGCAGAAGGCUAUCAAGGCCAAGAAGCAUGGAAUGUUGACUAG
Penaeus vannamei (Pacific white shrimp) is the source of this 354-nucleotide messenger RNA. NCBI's taxonomy places the organism in Eukaryota, Metazoa, Arthropoda, Malacostraca, Decapoda, Penaeidae. The record is from RefSeq and is a predicted model, not a curated record.